Molecule: messenger RNA, 621 nt
Organism: Geodia barretti
Lineage: Eukaryota; Metazoa; Porifera; Demospongiae; Tetractinellida; Geodiidae
Source: the annotation of a GenBank genome assembly
AUGAAUGAGAUCAAGCAGGUAGGCGGCAGGGCGGUGGUGGUGCGGGGGCACGAUAUCGAUACCGAUCGAAUCGUUCCGGCCCGCUACCUCAAGGAAAUCACCUUCAAUCGCAUGGGUGAAUACCCGUUCUUCGACGAGCGGCACGACACCGAGGGCAACACGGUGGACCAUCCGUUCAACGAGGCCCGCUUCCAGGGCGCCGAGGUCCUGCUGGUGAACCGCAACUUCGGUUGCGGGUCGUCGCGGGAGCACGCGCCGCAGGCCCUGUACCGCUGGGGCAUCAAGGUCGUCGUCGGGGAAUCCUUCGGUCCGAUCUUCGCCGGCAGCAGCCUGCUGAUGGGCAUGCCCACGGUGAUGGUCUCGCCGGAGGACAUCGGAAAGCUCAUGGCAAUGGUGGAGGCCGACCCCGAAGUCGAGCUCACCGUGGACCUCGACGCCCGGAAGAUCCACCUGCCCGAUGGCACGGACAUGGACAUCGACAUCAGUGAGGGCCACCGCAACGCCCUGACCACGGGCUCGUGGGACUCCACCACGCUGCUGCUCAACAACAUGGACGAAGUGGCCGAGACCGCCGAGAGACUGCCCUACACCAAGAACUUCGAGGGGCCGGCGCCGCUGUAG